Molecule: messenger RNA, 1193 nt
Organism: Aaosphaeria arxii CBS 175.79
Lineage: Eukaryota; Fungi; Ascomycota; Dothideomycetes; Pleosporales
Exons: 2
Coding region: 158-994 (278 amino acids)
Biological process (GO): fungal-type cell wall organization
Cellular component (GO): fungal-type cell wall
Molecular function (GO): structural constituent of cell wall
Source: RefSeq, a predicted model, not a curated record
GACCCAUUCAAUUCUUGCUCCCACUCUUCACAGCUAUCUUCUCUCACCUUCACAAGCACCACCAGAGCUGCUUCACCGAACACUCGCUCCCAAAACCAUUCAAAGAUAAAACGCCAUAUCACAUCGCUUUACUCUUCGCAAAUUCUUCCCAUUCAUCAUGCAUACCUCACUCUGCCUCAUCCUACUGUCUUGCGUACCUAGCAUUCUCGCGCAGGCAGUGGAAGAAGGCAUUGCCCCGUCCGCUCCACCGCCUCCUGGCUGUGAGCAGACUAUCGAAAGCAACUUCACCAUUGGCAUUGCUACCCAAUUAGGCUCUCAUGGCCGUCGUGAUUCUACAUCAGCGUUGACUGCAGGAGCACUUGAAGUCUCGUUAAAAGACGGCAUACUUCGCGAUCCAAUCGGCCGCAUCGGUGCCAUCGUUGCCAAUCGCCAAUUUCAAUUCGAUGGUCCUCCUCAGGCGGGUACAAUCUACACUGGCGGAUUUUCAGUUUGCGAGAAUAGCUCCCUUGCUCUGGGCGGCUCGACCGUAUGGUAUCGCUGUAUGAGUGGAGCUUUUGGCAAUCUCUACGACCAGAGCAUUGGGGACCAAUGCCACCAGGUUAGCAUCGUUGCAUCACUGCUCAACCCGCCAGCGCCUUUGAGUUCUUCGAUCGCUUCCACCAGCAUUGUCAGCACCGCCUCCUCCACCACUGCAAGUCCAUCUUCGACUACACCCCUAACGAAACAUUCAUUCGAGCCAAGCACUCUUUCAAUGUCAAUCUCUGCCUCAUCCAGCAGCUCAAAGAAUGGAACGAUCUCCACUGCUACCUUACCUGCUUCGACUUCCACCUUCACCGCAUCGACGGCCUCUACCCAAGACGUUCCCAAGCCAAGCUCCAUCGGAGAAACCUCACCGUCGGUGCCUACAGAAUCUUCUGGAGGCGCACAAUCAGUUGCAUUGCCGAAGAUGAUCAGUGCACUUAUCGGGAUACUCGGCGCAGCCGUUUUCCUAUGAGCAUCCCUCCCCACACCGCGCAACUUCCCUUGUACGAUAUUGCACAACUCUUGGUUUCGAUGAUAGAUCACCGACGAUCAGCAGGAGAUUGGAUAUGUGAGCAUCCACUGGAUGACGCUCACAAGUAGUAAAAAAGCAUACGGCCCUUUGUUCUUUAGUUCGGGCGUGCACAGUACAGUACACAUGUCAGCGAUUAUUU